AUGAAGAUGUUAGACAUUCUCCACGAUGAUGUUUCGAUAGUCGAAAAUAAUAUAAUAAAAUUAGAAACCAAAUUUUCGAAAUAUAAAUUAGAACUAUUAAACUAUGAAAAUAUUAAUAGAGAAAAUGAACUGAGAUUAGCUGCUUUUACAAAAGAAAAUCAAGUUAUACGAAAACAUAUUGAAAUUUUAAAAGAAAAAUUAUCAGUGAAUUUGACACAAGAAAUUAUUAUUGAUGACGAACUGAAACACAAAUUGCACAAUCUACCAAAUGAAUUAUACAACAAAAUUAUGAAUCUUAAAAAAAAAGUAAAUAUAUAUGAUGAUGAACAUACACAUAUAAAAUCUGAUUUACAACAAAAUGUGGAUAAAGAUUUUAAAGAGAGAGAAAAUACAAUAGAGGAUCUUUAUAAAAUACAGAAUUUAAUUCAUGAAGUUGAAAAAAAAGACUUUGAAAUAGAAAAUUUUAAGAACCGUGUAAACGAUUUAUCUCAAGAAAAUAGUGAUCUUUAUAAAAAACUUAAGUUUCAUAAAGAAGAUUAUGAAGAUAAAUUAACAAUAUUAAAAAAGAAAUACGAUAGCAGUAUAAGUGCACUUCAUAAGAAACAUAAAGAAAAUAUAGAACAUUUAAAAAUGAAUUUUGAAGAAAUUAAUGGCGAAAAAAUUAUUUUUGAUUCUGAGAGUUGGUUACAAGUAUAAUUCAAUAACAACAAAUAUUUUUGUAUAUAUGCAUAUACGAAAUGAAGCAUUUAAAUGAGAACAUUUAAAUAUACUUCCCAUGGCAAAUUUAUACUCUAUAAAAAAUUGAUUACAAUGAAAUUUUCUUAUUCAUUAGCAAACAGUAAAGAUUCUCCAAUAUUAAAUGCCUCACAUUGUAUAGAUAUUUAUAAUACCAUAAUUUUUUUAUUUUUUAUUCUGUAAAUAAUAUAAAAAAAUAUGUAUGAUAAUUGUAGUCAUUAAGUAUUAAAGAAUUAACAAAUGUACACACUCGAAUAUACUCAUUGAUGAAUAAAUUGGACCUAAAUAAUGAUCACAUCAAUCAAAAAACAAUACUAAAUGUUAUUGAUAAAGAAGAUAUAUGCGAAACAGAAAAAUUAGUGAAUAUAUCCGACAACGAUAAAAAAAGUAUACUUGAACAUUCUACGUUUGAAAAAAAUAUUAACAAAUGAUCUUUUACAAAUAAUUAAAUUUGUAUCUAAUAUAGAAGAUCCAUCAAUGGAAACGCAACAUAAACCGAUAAAACUACAAGAAGAAAAAACACAAAUUCUAGAAACGCAUAAUUUAAAGCUAAAAGAUUAUAAUUCUUCUAAGAUAUUACUUAAUCUACAAAAACAUCCCUUAAAUAAUAUGGAUAAAAAUGAAAUUAAAGAAAAAAAUAUCUUUCAUAAUAUUGCUUGGGAAAAAACUAUGUUCUUUGACCCAACUUCUCAUAAAAAGAAAUACAAUUAUAACUUAAAUCCAAGGUAUGCUUUGUAUUUAUAAAUCAUAAUACUUUAUAUAAUAAUGCAUGCUUAUUAAGUGUUUAACAUAAUUAUCACUGCAUAUAAAUAUGUGUGUGUGUGUGUGUGUGUGUGUGUAUAUAUGUAUGUAUGUAUGUAUGUAUGUAUGUAUGUAUGUAUGUAUAUGUAUAUUUAUAUUUUAGGUUGCAAGAUAAUAAUAAAAAAUAUGCAAAUAGAGAUACAACAUCGAUAUCUACCAGAUCAACAAAAAAAAAUACUGCAAGUUAAAAUAAUUUAUAUAGUAAUUAAUUUAUAGUUUUUAAUGGGCAAGUUUAUAUUGUUUGUAUAUUUUAGAUUGAUUGGCAAAGAAAAAACUUCAUUUAUCAAUGUAGUGUACAUCAUAAAAAAAGUAAUAUUUGUUGAAAAAAAGUAUAAAAACCAUAUUUAAAGAAAAUAUACAUUACUUUGAUUACCUCAACAAAAUAUAUGUAAUAGACCAUAUUGAUUACUAUAAUUUAAUUGUCGACAAAAGUAUAACAAGAGUGAAGUAGUAAAAACUUUUUGAAAUGCAUUUAAUUCUUAUAACUUUUUAGAAGAUAUUUUACUUGUUCUGUUAUUGUUUCUAUGAGCAAGAUUAUAAUAAUUGUAAUUCCAUUGAAAAAACAUUUUUUUUUUAUUAUAAAGUAAUUAUUUAAUGGUUUUAAUAAAUAUUUUAUGAAAGAAGUUAAUUUUGUAUAAUUUCUGUAUAUUAAAUAAAUUUAUAAUUAUAAAUAUUAAAAAUAAUUUCUAUAAGUUCAUCAAUAUUAAUAGGGUAUUAAUGAAAGUCGAAAAAGAUCGGUUAUAAUAAUGUGUUUAAAACAUAACGAAUUGUAUUGUGAACAAUUAUUUAUAAUUUUACAAUAAAUAUCUACGAUAGAACCAUCAUAGUAUUGUACAAAAUCUGUAAUAUAUAGAUGCUGCACAUGAAUCGUUUAGUAAAUGAUUUACUAAACGUUUAUGUUUUGUGUAUAUUAUUGUGUAUCUAAACACAGUUAUUAAUCCAACUACAGAGGUUGCCGCGACUAAACAAAUGCUCCUUUAUAGAUAAACAUUUAUAUACGUUGUAUCUUGUAAAUACAACAUAGUAUGUAAAAUCAACAUUGUUGAUAGAAAUAUUUUCGCUAUGCAACUUUAUGUAAUAAUACAAAAUUUAGCGAGUAUAAAAAAUAUAAACAUUUACUCUUAUAAGCAUAAUAAUUAAAAUGAAUAUUAUAUGAAAAGCUUUUAACUUGAUAUAUUUAUUUGUACUUUACUAUUUCUAGGAUAUAGUAUACAUUUUUUUUUAGAAAAUAUAUAGAUGCGACAUAUGCGACGUUUGUUGCUAAAAAAAGAUUCUAUAUCAUAACAUGAUGUAAUGAUGUAUAAUGAUACAAAACUAACGUAGUCAAAUAAAAAAUUAUAAUUCAACUAUAAAUUCAUAAAAUAGAAAUAGAUAGCUAAAAUGAAAAUAUAACAGUAUUAUAAAAUUGUAUGUACUUGACAAAAAAUUAAGUGUAUACAUGUAUUCUAUAUACACAGAUGUCAUUGCAUUACGAUGAUAUUGAUAGUAAUAGUCUAUUUUUAUAAAUACAUCAAACGAUUUUUUUUUUCUUUUUUUGUUUUUUUUGUUUUUUUUACUAAGAAAAAGAAUCAAAAUCUAAAAAUUAUUUUACCAACAUAAUUCUCGUAUGUAAUAUAGGUUCUAUAGAUAUAAAUGAUGUGUAAUAAGUGUGUAAUAUAAAUAUAUCUUCUGAACACAAAAUAAAUUCAUUUUUACAUUUUGCGAAAUAUACAUUAAUAAUAUUAUAUUAAAUUUGAUCACUAUAAUUCAGAGAUCUUAUUAUUUUUUAAGCUGUAAUAGUAGCAGUGUUUUUGCCAAUAUCAUAACUAUAAUAAUUAUAGAAAUUAUUUCAUUCAGCAUUAAUUUUUAUAUUUCGUUACGAUAGUAUUUUUAAAUAAUGAAAGAAAAGCAAGAUGUUAUAAUAUAAUAGAUUUGGGUAUAUGUAUUUACAAAUCUAAAUAAAAGAUCAAACGUGUUAAGAUAAAAAGUAGUGUUUAAUAAUUUGCAUACGAGUAUGAAAUGUCUCUUCAAGUCGAUAAAAUAUGUAUUUAUUAUUUAGUAAAAAUUAAACAUUUUUCUUUUUCUUACCAAGAGUUCUAUUGUGACAAAAGAAUUGACUUGUAAAUAUCCGUGCAAUUGUGACCAUUGCUUUUGUGCCACAUAAUGGAUGUAUCUCAUGAGUACCAAAUAAUCUUGCUAAAAACGCAAAAGAAAUUUUUGUUUUAUACCUUUAACCAGAAUAUAUGACUGAAAAUAUUUUCAACUUACCACACAACCAUUAUUUUAAGAGCAUUCCUGCAAGUUUUCUGUUAUUCCCUAUAUAUAAUAAUUAGGGAAGAAAAAAUAUAUACAUAUAUAUAUGUAUACUAAUAAUAAGAAUUCAAAUAUUGUAUAUAUCCUUGCUGAGACUAUAAAUGAGCAACAUGGAUGCAAUUGAAAUGAACGUUAAGAAAAAUAUCAGAAUUUGAUAUUAAUAUUUAUGAAUAGUUAUUUUAAUGACGUUCUCCCGAGUUAGUUUUUAUCACAUAGAAAAUAUGAUCCAAUCGAAUGGAAUCGAAUAACCUAUGAUCGUUGAAUUUAAAAAAAAAAAUACGAGAACUAUAUUUAAUUAUAUAUGUAAUGAAAAUAUUAUUUCUUUACCUAAGGCAAACUGAAAAGAUUUAUUUCCUUCACGGACUUUUACUUUCUUCAAU
This is a messenger RNA of Vespa velutina, 4208 nucleotides long. RefSeq lists its product as uncharacterized. The coding region runs from base 1 to 696 and encodes 231 amino acids. The transcript is spliced from 3 exons. The record is from RefSeq and is a predicted model, not a curated record. NCBI's taxonomy places the organism in Eukaryota, Metazoa, Arthropoda, Insecta, Hymenoptera, Vespidae.